Messenger RNA from Trichoplusia ni (cabbage looper), 573 nucleotides. RefSeq names its product V-type proton ATPase subunit e-like. Gene Ontology annotation, biological process: proton transmembrane transport. The transcript has 4 exons. The coding region runs from base 145 to 495 and encodes 116 amino acids. Gene Ontology annotation, cellular component: proton-transporting V-type ATPase, V0 domain; plasma membrane proton-transporting V-type ATPase complex. Gene Ontology annotation, molecular function: proton-transporting ATPase activity, rotational mechanism. The record is from RefSeq and is a predicted model, not a curated record. Lineage: Eukaryota; Metazoa; Arthropoda; Insecta; Lepidoptera; Noctuidae.
AUAAAAUAACUCGACAGAUCUGUCAUAUAUCACAUUUUCAAGCGUCAGAAACUUGUCUGUGAGGAAAGAUUCAAAUAAUACGCAAAACUUAACCUCGUGAUUACAUUUUUUAUCGUUGGCUGAAUUUGAAAUAGUUAAGUAAAAAUGAGUUACACGCCGAAUUACCCGACGGUCAGUGUGAGUCCGCAAAUGCCUGAACCAGGGGCGAAAACCAUCACCAAGGAGCAGAAGACGUACUACAGCCCAAUAUACAUGAUCAGUGCCCUCUUCAUCGCUAUAUUUGUUAUAGGACCGCUGUUCGUGCGUCAAGGACCAAACACGGCCGUGACCAGAUGUUGCAUCAUGUUAUCUGCGGUCAUGUUAUGGUUAUUCUGGGUCACCAUGUACAUAGCUCAGAUGAAUCCCAUGAUGGGGCCGCGUCUCGAGAACGUGACGGCCGCCUGGCUUGGACAUGUGUGGGGAAAACAUCCCAAGAGUAUAGAUAAUGAACUGUAAAUGAGGAUGAGUUUUGGUUUGUUCUAUCCAUAUUCUUAUACGUAGCCUUACUUAGAUAUUAUUAUUAAUAUACCUUCC